Linepithema humile (Argentine ant) is the source of this 2707-nucleotide messenger RNA. RefSeq names its product hikaru genki (gene hig). The record is from RefSeq and is a predicted model, not a curated record. NCBI's taxonomy places the organism in Eukaryota, Metazoa, Arthropoda, Insecta, Hymenoptera, Formicidae.
CUAAAAAUUUGCAACAGUUGCAGUUAACAAUGUUGGUUUAUCAUAAAGGUUACAGAUCGAGUAAAUGUGUUAUCACUCGGUAUAUCCACAUAGCCAGAAUUACAGAUCUGACGCAUGGACCAAAUGGAGUUCUGGGUUAAAAGCGGUAGCGAUGGAAGGAAAGAGAAGGAGGGUGGCCGCAUGCGCAUCCUUCGGAAUAGCGAGUCUCUCGGGCCACCCCCGCCGAUUAUGGAUGUUUAGUAUCGACGUUGUUGCUAGUGUGUCGUCGUUUCCUCCCGCUUCUGAUUGCAAAUUCCGGAUAUAAUUGUGCGACGAGAGUAUUUUUUUUUCUUUUUCUGCUGAGACAAUGAACGAGAUCGCAAGACAGAAACCGCAGCUGAUCGGCGAGAUGCGAUUAUGUGUCCGCCUGACUGCCACACUGCCCAUUAACAUCCAUCGUCAUCAUUAACCAUGGUUCUGCGUGACUUGGAUUUGCCUGGACGAGCAACAUGCCGAGCAACGACUACUCAGGAAGGACGCGGCGGAUGUGUACACGUGUCGCGACGAUAGCGACCACGACGUUGCUUCUGCUCACGCUGAAUAUCAAGUGCAUAGAUACUACCGAGAGUUUGCAGCAAGGAUGCAAAUUAGAAGGCCUUCACCCCCUCCUCAUCGUUACUUAUAAAGAGAUCACUAUAUCUGUAGACAAAAUCACUGUACCUCACAAUGAACGAGUUACAGUAAGAUGUCGAGAGUUGGGUAAAUAUAAACUCAUCGGCGACUCUUUAUUACACUGCCGUAAUGGCAUGUGGAAUGGAAAGACACCUCAUUGCGUGCCUACCACGGACAUCUCCAAUUACACCGAAGACGUACCACCAACUAUUCUCUUCGGCUUACCGACGGGUUCGGCCGCCGUAGAACCCACCGGAGCGCUUGCCGUUUAUCCGGGAAGCAUCCUGCACCUGGAAUGCCUUUUCGCGAGAAAGCUCGGCAAUCCCGAAUGGACAUGGACAUCAACUCUCCGUCGAUAUCUGACGGGAUGGGCAAUUUCUGCGCGUGAAAGAGACUGGAAGUAUCGUCUAUCAAUAUACUACGCUAAAUCCCAGGAUUCUGGAAUAUACACGUGUUCCACCCCCAAGGGACUGAAUAAUUCAAUACGAGUUCGUGUCACAGAUGUUCAGUGCUCGGUAUUGAGCGUUCCUGAACCGCCAUUAAUCAGUCACAUCGAAGGCAGCCGAAUGGGACAAAGUGCCACUUUUGAGUGUCCAGUAGGAUACAGAUUAGACGGUGCUUCCGGUAUCACAUGCCAAUACAAUGGAAAGUGGUCGGCGGAUGUGUCACGUUGCGAGGAAAUCGAAUGUCCACCGAUGGACAUUCCGGAUAAUGCUCUCCUGCAAUUGAUUGAACACAAUAACACUUAUGGCGGUAGAGCUGUCUUUACUUGUAUGUGGGGACAUAAACUUUCGGGCUCGCAAAGUAUAACAUGUGAGGGAGACGGCAGGUGGAAUGGAUCUAUGCCAACUUGUUUGGAAAUUACUUGCCCUAUGCCGGAAACACCACAAAGCGGGCGUAUCAUCGAAGAAAUACGAUAUUCCAACAAGAAACAGCAUCGCGAUCGAAUAUACAAAGUCGGCGUUCUCGUAAGAUUUGCUUGUUUACCAGGUCACCAAUUGAUAGGGGAAGCAUCCAUCAUAUGUACCGAGAACGGAACCUGGUCUCACCGUUCGCCCGUAUGCAAGGUAAGAUGUCCUUACCCAGGUGAUCCUCCACAUGGCCGAAUCGCUCCUCUUAAAUUUUGGUACAAACCAGGAGACAAUAUACAGGUAACAUGUUCACCUGGAUAUGUAACUCCACUAGAACCAGUGAAAAAACCAUCGUGUCGAGAAAAUGGCAUUUGGAGCGCACCACCACCACCUUGUCGAUCCUAUAAAGAAGUGUAAGCGCGAGAACGAAUUACUCAAGUAUUUCAAAGAAGAAUUUAUAGUUAUACUCGUACUAUUUUAUGUUAUCGAUGAAAAAAAUGACACUCACAAUAUUCAUUACGGGUAGCAGACGUGCAUGAACACGAAGAAGAAUCAUUUGUUUUGUUUCAAAUGGUUACGCAUGUAAUAAUGUCCCAGUGGUCAGACAUGUCACAAUCUUUGACUAUGUAUUAACAGAACAGUUAUUAUUCAUUAUCAUAAAUACGCAGAAGUAAUAUUUAAAAAAAACAUUGAUGAAAUAAGUUGACAUAUAAAAGGAUAAGAAAAAAGUAUUAUUUUGAUAGAAAAAAUUAUAUCUUUAAUAAUGAUUAACUUUUAAAUGUCCGGUCACUGGGUCAUUUAUCUUAUAAAGUUACCAAUUUUAUCAGAUGAUGAGUAUAGUUGCAGUCACGAUUUAUCGAAUCGAUCAAUAAUCACGAAUAGAUUACGAGAAGGAAAUGUCUUGCGUCAAAUAUAGAUCACAGAACGAUCGUAUUCUGUUCAAAAUACUUCCACAGAUAUAUCGAUUUUAAUAAAAAUAAAAUCCCUUUUUAACAACACAUUCUUUUAAUAAAUAUUUUAAUGCGAUUAUUUUCAUUUAUUUAAUGCAUUCGCUAUAGGUAUCACUGUAAGUAUCAUUCACACGUCCAGUGCAGCGUUAAUAAAGUAAACAAUCUGUCUUUUUUUGUAAAUUUUAAGGGAUAGAAAAAUGAGAAAAAUAAAUAUCAAAGCAGCUAAGAAAAAGCAAAAAUAAAUAAAUAAUUAUU